CACCAUUAAGCCUGCCAGCGUCAUGCUUGACGACCUUGAAUGGUCGAAUCGCAUUUGAGCCCCGAACACGAAUUGAUUUACAACGACUAUACAUCCUUAUCACCGAAUACAACGCUCACCAGCCCUCCAUGGCGCGAUUAAACGACCCGCCUGCUCCAGCGGAGUCAGUAGAGAGCCUCAAAAAACGAUUCAUUCGCCAAAACCGCGAACUAGCCAAAACUAACUCCACCCAAUCCAUCCGCAUCCGCAAUCUCGAAUCCGAAACCUCGCGCCUCCUCACCGAGAACCUAUCCCUCCGCUCCCAGAUCGCGCACUUAGAAACCACCGUCUCCGACCUCCAAUCCACUACCGCCGCCACGGCUCUCCACACCACCCGCUCCCUCCUCGAAUCCAAACUCUCCGAACUCUCCAGCCUAAUCUGCACGCUCGGGCAGCCGGACCACACACGUCCUGCGCGCCGACGCUCCUCAUACAAACCGCUCGCCGAGAAACCCAGCCCCACCGCGCGGCAGCAAUGGCGCGAAGAAACGCAGAUGCCAACGAUCGUCGAGGGAAAGUAUUUUCCGCGGUGGACGAUGGAUGCGGGUGAGAUGCUGGCGCUACAGGAGCAAGAGCUGGAGAACGAGCGACAGCAGCAGCUGCAAGUGAACUUCUUGGCGGAGGGGAGCAGUCAGGAUAGUCCGGACCUGGGGCCGCCGCCGGUCGCGCAUUUUGAUGAGGUGGGGCCGAUUGGGUUUGAUCCGGGGCGGGAGGCUACGGCAGGGGUGGACGGUGCCGGGGAUGAAGAGGAGGUGAAGUUGGCGACGGGAGCAUUGGGUGUGAAUCUAGAGACGAGGAGGCGGAGGAGGGAGAGUGGGAAGAUCGAUGUGAGGAGGUUGACGGUGUUCCUGGAGAAAGAGUCGGGAGACGGAGAAAUAGGGGAGAGACGGAAGGAAGGCGAUGCGAGUGGCGCGGUACAGCAAGUGGCGAGGCCCGGGAAAAGAAAGUUUGGAUCUGGGGAUAGUGAGACGGGUUUGAAGACGAAUAACGCCUCGCAUCCAACACCAUCGCAGGACGAGUUCCGUUUCAACAGGAAGUCUCAGGCAGAUACUCCUGCAGCGCCAGAGAACAGGGAGAUUGACAGCAACGAAGACCUCGCUGUACCGCUCCGACGGGUUUUGAAGAACAAAUCCACCAACGACGACAUCAUCAACUCUCCAAAGAAACUCCGUGGUUCCAUCCUCGAAGGCAAACCUACAUCCAACCCAACCGUUCCCACCCUCACCACUCGCAAACCCGCCCUCUCUGCGCGCGAAACCGCCGCGCGCUCCCGCCUCACCCCUAAAUCGCGCGAUCCCCCCUCCCUCCCCGCCCGCCGAUCCCGCGCCCCCGACCCGUCCCAACUCGUCAUUCCCGAACCCAUCCCGCUCCCCACGACACAACCCCAGCCCUCCCCGGCCGUCACCCGCAUCGAUCCACCAACUACCCUCUCCGCACCCCUCCACUCCACCGAAAAAUCCCUCGACCCCCUCCCACCGAAAACCCCCUUCCUCCCCUCCGACCUCCUAUCCCCCCUAACCGACACCAGCGACCCCUCCGCCCGCGACACGCCUCCGCCCGGCGACCUCGGGUUCUCCUCCGCGAGCCGCCCCAGCCGACGUGCGCGCCCGCAGGUGAACUACGCGGAACCAAGCUUAAACAAGAAGAUGCGACGGGCAGGAGAGAAAGUCGACGCGGUGGCAGCGGGGGCCAAUGGGUUGCGGGACUCGAGCGCGAGCGAGAGCGAGCGGAGGUCAGUGUCGACGGAGUCGGAGCGGAAGGAGCGGAAGGUGUGCGUGAAGUGGGAGGACGAGGUGGAUGAGGGAUGGAGAGAUUUUCCGGACGUGACGGAUGCGGAUGGGGGGAAGACGAAGCUGGAGAAGCUCGCGGAGGCGGAGGCGCAAGCGGCGGUGGAGGCGGUCGAGCAGGCGACGGCGGAGUGCCGGGCGGGGAGUCCGUUGGGUCGGAAAACGGCGCCGACGCGGGGUAAGGAGCCAGGGGCGGCGAAGAUGGAGGACGGGAAGCCGUUGACGACGGUAGCUGCGGUGGUGAAUGCGGCGCGGAAACGGCGGGAGCAGGCGGCUGGUGGCAGAGGGAGUGGCGGCACGCGGCCGAGAUCAUCGCGGUUCCACUACCCGGUCGCGAGCACCAAGUCCGACGAGACAAAUGAGAGAGAGAAAGAUCCGCUCGCGGUAUUCGAGUUCACCGACUCGUCAAGCCCGCCGCGGCCGUUAGGCGCACCCGCUGCCACGCCUGGAAUCCAACCGAGUGGCUCCUCGAAAGGGCGAGUGAGUCGGCGGCAUAGUUCCAUGGCCGGCCUGUCCAACGACGCGACGAAGGGCGGGCGAUCCGAGCCGAGUCGAGCACCCAGUAGUCGGACGACGAGAGAACGACCAUCCAGCCGGACGGCGAUGAAUGAUGACGACGGGGGGAAGAUCUCGACCCGGAGACGGAGUAUGCUGUUAUGAUGAAGAAGAGCAGCUUUUUCUUUUUCGAUGUAGCGUUCGGUUUAUUAUCUAUCUUGGGGGGUUCACAUCGUUGGAUAGGGAAUUGUGGAUAUCUUUUACUCUUUUAGAGGAUGUGAAUGGUGUUGACUUGUGAAAAAUUCAUGAACUUGGGUGGUAUACUUUAUCUGUACCCGAGAAGAAACAUCAUCCAGGCUCUACUCGAUGUUUCUUGGUCGUUCAUGGCUCGGGAACUGGCAGGUCAAUGGUACAUGGUGGCUUCCCCGGGCUCCAAUCGUUCUCGUCCGGCAUUAUUCCAGCCUUCUAUAGGUCUAGACUUUCAU
Eremomyces bilateralis CBS 781.70 is the source of this 2806-nucleotide messenger RNA. RefSeq lists its product as uncharacterized. Lineage: Eukaryota; Fungi; Ascomycota; Dothideomycetes; Eremomycetales; Eremomycetaceae. The record is from RefSeq and is a predicted model, not a curated record. The transcript is spliced from 4 exons. The coding region runs from base 129 to 2486 and encodes 785 amino acids. Gene Ontology annotation, biological process: meiotic chromosome segregation. Gene Ontology annotation, cellular component: chromosome, centromeric region; nucleus.